Molecule: messenger RNA, 4446 nt
Organism: Odocoileus virginianus texanus
Lineage: Eukaryota; Metazoa; Chordata; Mammalia; Artiodactyla; Cervidae
Source: RefSeq, a predicted model, not a curated record
AUGUCACCCACCGAGGCGGGGGGCAGAGCGGCCCCGGUAUGCCCGCCGCCGCACAGGUCCAGCGGGCACAUGGCCCGCGCGCCCCGCCCCUCCGGGCGGCCACCAGCCUGCAGUAGGCCCCGCGCCGCGGACUCCGCGGCACUGCAGCCCGGCCCCCGCCUGCGCAGCGCGGGCCGCUUCUCCCCUGGGCCCGGGGGCCUGGCGGCGCGAGCCGCGGUACUCACACGCCAGCCAAGGACGCGGCGACCAACGAGCAGGGUUCGGCGGCGCGCGACGGCAGAGGAAAGGGAGGGCCACGCGGUUCGCGCACGGGAAGUGAAGCGGCGGGCUCUACCACAAGCCGGAGAGCGGGGGACGCAGCCCGCGCGCACGCCCUACGGCGCGGCCCGGGCCCUCCCUCUCCCCGCGCCCGGGCCGCGGCCCCGCGUCGCCGUGAAGAUGGCCUUCCGCAAGGCCUACUCUAUCAAAGAUAAGCUGCAAGCCAUCGAGCGCGUCAAGGGCGGCGAGCGGCAGGCCAGCGUGUGCCGCGACUUCGGCGUGCCUGGCGGCACGCUGCGCGGCUGGCUUAAGGACGAACCCAAGCUGCGCUGGUUCCUGGAGCAGCUGGGUGGCGAGGUGGGCACGCAGCGCAAGAAGAUGCGGCUGGCCAACGAGGAGGAGAUCGACCGCGCCGUCUACUCGUGGUUCCUGGCGCUGCGCCAGCACGGCGUGCCGCUGUCGGGGCCACUCAUCCAGGCGCAGGCCGAGGCCUUCGCGCGCCAGAUCUACGGGCCCGAAUGCACCUUCAAGGCCAGCCACGGCUGGUUCUGGCGCUGGCAGAAGCGCCACGGCAUCUCCAGCCAGCGUAUCUACGGCGAGGCCGAUCCUGCGGCCGCCGGCCCCGAGCCUGGCCCGCCCGUCAAGCAGGAGCCCGCGCAGCCCACCCGCGCCGGGCCCCUGCCCGACCUCGCCGCUAGUACCCUGGCCCCCGCCGAGGGCGGCUACGGCGACGAGCAGAUCUACAACGCCAACGUCACGGGCCUCUACUGGAAGCUGCUCCCGGAGCAGGCUGCGCCUGUGGGCGCGGGGGGCUGUGGCCACCGCUGGCGGGGCGACCGGGUGACGGUCCUGCUGGCCGCUAACCUGACCGGCAGCCACAAACUGAAGCCGCUGGUCAUCGGGCAGCUGCCAGACCCACCAAGCCUGCGCCACCACAACCAGGACAAGUUCCCCGCCUCCUACCGCUACAGCCCCGACGCCUGGCUCAGCCGUCCGCUGCUGCGCGGCUGGUUCUUCGAGGAGUUCGUCCCGGGUGUCAGGCGCUACCUGCGCCGCAGCUGCCUGCAGCAGAAGGCCGUGCUGCUGGUGGCCCACCCUCCCUGCCCCAGCUCUGGGGCCAGGAUGCCCGCCCUGGAGGAGAGCGAGGAGACCCGCAGGAAGUACCGGCCCGAGCCCAUCGGUCCCCCGGAGGAGCUGCAGACCCCCGACGGGGCCGUGCGGGUGCUGUUCCUGUGCAGGGGCAGCGGCCGGGUGCACAUACCCGCCCCCCUAGAACAGGGGGUGGUGGUCGCGUUUAAGCAGCUGUACAAGCGGGAGCUGCUGCGGCUGGCCGUGUCCUGCGCCGGGGGAUCCCCGCUGGACUUCAUGCGCAGCUUCAUGCUCAAGGACAUGCUCUACCUGGCCGGCCUCUCCUGGGACCUGGUGCAGGCGGGUAGCAUUGAGCGCUGCUGGCUGCUGGGCUUGCGGGCUGCCUUCGAGCCCCGGCCGGUGGAGGAGCGCGCUGGGCAGCCUGCUGGCCAGGCCGAGGAGGCCGCGGAGCGCAGCAGGGUGCUCAGCGACCUCACGCACCUGGCAGCCCUGGCUUACAAACGCCUGGCUCCUGAGGAGGUGGCCGAGUGGCUGCACCUGGACGAUGAUGGGGGGCUGCCCGACAGUGGCAGAGAGGACUGGGGCCCCAGCCGGCCUCCCGUGCUGGUCCCCAGGGGCCCCCUGCUCCCCGCCAGCCUACCCUCAGCGGUGGCAGGAGGAGCAGAGGAGGAGGCCGUCCCCACCGCUGGGGAGGCCGUUCGGGGUCUGGAGACAGCGUUGCGGUGGCUGGAGACCCAGGACCCCCGGGAGGUGGGGCCGCAGAAGCUGGUGCAGCUGCGCUUACUCAUCAGCACGGCCCGGAGGCUGGGGGGCAUCGGGCCCUCAUCCACAGUUCCCGACGACGGGCUGUGACCAAGCCCGCCCCGGCAGCCCCCAGUGGCCUUUCUCCUGAGGCACGUGGAGGGGGGACAGACAGAGAUCCCGUCUUGCCUUGCCUUCCCUGGAGCGGCCCACCCCCAAGGCUCAGGGGUUGACAGGGAUCCCGGCCUGGCCCGAGAGAGCCCCGUUGGUGAAGGGCCGGCCCCUCCACUGGCACCCCAUCUGGUGCUGGGUUAGCUGGAAGAGAGGCCAUGGCCGCCCCUCCUCCCCGGGCAGGCCCACACGUGGCUCGGCCAGGCGCCCUCCCAUGCGGACCUGGCAUACGCCACAGCGCUUAGCAGAGAGCAGGUAGCCGUGUUCUCUCUGGCCCCUGUGGGGCUGCCCCAGCCACGUUCCUGUCCCCCCAGCCCCUGUGGCCCAGCACUUGCCCUGGACAAGGGCCCGGCGUCCUGUCCCCAUGGAUCACAGCUCUGUGGUCGUCCCAGCGGGAAGCACACCACUGGUCUCUGGUUUGGCGCAUUAACUCUGUUUUUUCCAGGGUUGAGGAGCACUAGACCUGGGCCCCUGCCCCGCACCCCAGCAGCCUCAGGGCCCGGAGCCAUGCUGUCUUCUCGGAGCACCCCUGUGGCACCGCCAGCCAUGCCAGGACAACCCUCAGUGCCUUAGCUCCCCUCCAAGGCUGCCCGGCUCCCGGCACUGCCAGGGGCGUAGCUGAGGAGCCGUUUCCCACAGGCCAUGAAUUAGGCUUCUGGGUGGCACGGCUUGAAAGGAGGCGGCGAGGGCUCCGUGUGACCCUCCAGCUCCCACACUGUUUUGCUGCUCCACUCAGCUCUAGAUUCAGGACCCUGCUGGGGGCCUGAGGCUGAGACACCCAGGUCUCCCAGGGGCUGCCCGGCAGAGACGCCCAGAGCCCUGAGGAGGGCUGGAUUUGAGGUGCUGCUGCCUGCCUCGGUGCUCUGCCCUCCUCUUCACCUGCCCCCGCCUCCUGGUGCUCCUGGGCUGUGGAGGCCACACCCAGGUGAUGUGUUUCUGGGAGGGAAGGGCCAUGCAUGGUGGCAGGGCCACGGGGGUGCCCCCGGAGCAAAGAUGUCAGCUCUUCCUUGGAACCACCUCUAGUCAAAACACCCACACAUGUACGUGUAUAUGUCCGAUCUGAAAGCUGAUGGAUGGUGCAGAGGAUUCCAGGAGAGAAGGGAGGCAUGGCCACCAGCCCCGGCUAAAGCCUCCACCUCACCUGCUGCCCUCACUCCACUAGCAGCUGCGGCAGGCCUGCACCCGGCCCGCGCCUCUGGCCUCAGGAUGUCUUGCAUGUCAUACCGUCAGGGGCCCGGGCGAGAGCGCCUGUUCACCAUAGCCUGCCUGCGGGGCCUCUGUCCUGCAGGGCCCUGCGAGGGAGUGGACUCGGAGCCCGGGUGGGCGCCGGGCCAGAGUAGUCUCUGGUGGUAUCCUCGGUGCCACUCCUCUCGCCAGGUUCCCGGUCUCACCUUUGGUCCUCUGUCCCCAGGGUCUGGGCAAGGGGGCUGCGGUUGAUGUUGGGAACUGGGUGUUGGGACAGAGCCUCCUGCCUCACCCCCUCUGGGGCACUGAGGCUGCACCCCAGAAGGCAGCUCUGGCCAGUGCCAGAUGGCAGUGCAAGAAUGAGGCACAGCGCAGGCUGGUCUGGGCCUUGAAGAGCCAGGGCCUGGUCAAGGGUGGGGCUGAGGACACCUCACGCGAGGGCCCCUGAAGUCCUCCUCCCUAGAGUGCAGGCCCAGCUCCUGGAGCUCAGCUCUGUGAACCGUGGGGAGAACAGCUGAAGUGCCUUGCUGUGGUUACUGCUGGGCCCGAGGCAUCUCAGCCGCCAGGCUCUCCGCUCCUGUUCACCUUAAGGCAGCGAGGGUCACGAAUUUCAAGCCAGCAGCCCCCAGGCAGGACCUCAGGGCUGACCUGGCAGAAUCAGCAGCGGGCAGAAAGUGCCACCCAUGACUUCUGCUGAUACCAGCCCACCAGGGGGGUCGGGAGAGUGAACCCACCGUGUCAGGCCAGCCUUGCCCGAGGGACCACACACUGGGGAACAAGCCCCCAGGUGACAGCGGACCACGGAUGGAGCCCUGGAGCCUGCGGUGAGGAAGGGGCCUUGCCAGUGCGGGGGUUGGCCCUGAGCCUGUGGGCCCGAGAGCAUGUCAGGAUCUCGGGGGCAGGGGGGGCUGGAGGGGGCUCUGAGGUGCUUACUCUGUCAAGGGGCCCUUUCACAGGCAGCCUCACUUUAUAAUAAAGGCUGAACAUGCCCACUUCACACAA